Prinia subflava (tawny-flanked prinia) is the source of this 7946-nucleotide messenger RNA. RefSeq names its product neural cell adhesion molecule 1 (gene NCAM1). Gene Ontology annotation, biological process: homophilic cell-cell adhesion; synapse organization. Lineage: Eukaryota; Metazoa; Chordata; Aves; Passeriformes; Cisticolidae. The coding region runs from base 120 to 3425 and encodes 1101 amino acids. The record is from RefSeq and is a predicted model, not a curated record. Gene Ontology annotation, molecular function: axon guidance receptor activity; protein binding. The transcript has 19 exons. Gene Ontology annotation, cellular component: plasma membrane; neuronal cell body; axon.
UGAGCGCGGCGGCGCCGGGACGCGGCGGGCGCAGCGAGCGCAGCGGAGCGGCCACGCCGCGCUCGGCUCCCCGCGCCCUGCCCGCAGCCCGGCCCGCGGCUCCCCGGCCCGCCGGUGCCAUGCUGCUGCCGCUCGCCGUGCUGCCCUGCGCCUUCGUCCUGCUGCGAGCCGCAGCCUCUCUCCAAGUGGACAUCGUUCCAAGCCAGGGGGAGAUCAGCGUUGGAGAAUCCAAAUUCUUCUUAUGUCAAGUGGCAGGAGAGGCCAAGUUCAAGGACAUCUCGUGGUUCUCCCCGAACGGGGAGCGGCUGAGCCCGAACCAGCAGCGCAUCUCGGUGGUGCGCAACGAUGACUUCUCCUCCACGCUCACCAUCUACAAUGCCAACAUCGACGACGCCGGCAUCUACAAGUGCGUGGUCAGCAGCCCCGAGGAGGGCGACUCCGAGGCCACCGUCAACGUCAAGAUCUUCCAAAAGCUGAUGUUCAAGAACGCCCCCACCCCUCAGGAAUUCAAGGAGGGGGACGAUGCCGUGAUCGUGUGUGACGUGGUCAGCUCACUGCCCCCCACCAUCAUCUGGAAGCACAAAGGCAGGGAUGUCAUCCUAAAAAAGGAUGUGCGCUUCAUCGUCCUGUCCAACAACUACCUGCAGAUCCGGGGCAUCAAGAAGACAGAUGAGGGCACCUACAGGUGUGAGGGGAGGAUCCUGGCCCGUGGGGAGAUCAACUUCAAGGACAUCCAGGUCAUCGUGAACGUGCCUCCCUCGGUGCGUGCCAGGCAGAGCACCAUGAACGCCACCGCCAACCUCAGCCAGUCUGUCACCCUGGCCUGUGACGCUGAUGGCUUUCCCGAGCCCACCGUGACGUGGACAAAGGAUGGAGAGCCCGUGGAGGAGGUGGAGGACGAGGACAAAUACACCUUCAACUACGAUGGCUCCGAGCUGGUGAUCCACAGGGUGGACAAGGGCGACGAGGCCGAGUAUGUCUGCAUUGCUGAGAACAAGGCUGGCGAGGCCGACGCCACCAUCCACCUCAAAGUCUUUGCCAAACCCAAAAUCACCUACGUGGAGAACAAGACAGCCAUGGAGCUGGAGGAUCAGAUCACGCUGACCUGCGAGGCCUCGGGGGACCCCAUCCCCUCCAUCACCUGGAGAACCUCCACACGCAACAUCAGCAACGAGGAGAAGACGCUGGACGGGCGGAUCGUGGUGCGCAGCCACGCGCGCGUGUCCUCGCUGACGCUCAAGGACAUCCAGUACACGGACGCGGGCGAGUACGUGUGCACGGCCAGCAACACCAUCGGCCAGGACUCGCAGGCCAUGUACCUGGAGGUGCAGUACGCCCCCAAGCUCCAGGGCCCCGUGGCCGUGUACACCUGGGAGGGAAACCAGGUGAACAUCACGUGUGAGGUGUUUGCCUACCCCAGCGCUGUCAUCUCCUGGUUCCGGGACGGGCAGCUCCUGCCCAGCUCCAACUACAGCAACAUCAAGAUCUACAACACGCCCUCAGCAAGUUACCUGGAGGUGACCCCAGACUCGGAGAAUGACUUUGGGAACUACAACUGCACGGCUGUGAACCGCAUCGGGCAGGAGUCCUCCGAGUUCAUCCUGGUGCAGGCAGACACGCCGUCCUCGCCGUCCAUCGGCAGGGUGGAGCCCUACUCCAGCAGUGCCCAGGUGGAGUUCGACGAGCCCGAGGCCACGGGCGGGGUGCCCAUCCUCAAGUACAGGGCGGAGUGGCGGGCCCUGGGCGAGGCCGACUGGCACUCCAGGCUCUACGAUGCCAAGGAAGCCAACGUGGAGGGCACGGUGACCAUCACGGGGCUGAAGCCUGAGACCACCUAUGCAGUGAGGCUGUCAGCAGUCAAUGGCAAGGGCGUGGGGGAGCUCAGCCUGCCCGCAGAGUUCAAGACACAGCCAGUCCGGGAACCCAGUGCCCCCAAGCUGGAAGGUCACAUAGGAGAGGAUGGCAACUCCAUCAAGGUGAACGUCAUCAAGCAGGACGACGGCGGCUCCCCGAUCCGGCACUACCUGAUCAAGUACAAAGCUAAGCACUCCUCGGAGUGGAAGCCCGAGAUCCGGCUGCCGUCGGGCAGCGACCACGUCAUGCUCAAGUCCCUGGACUGGAACGCCGACUACGAGGUGUACGUGGUGGCCGAGAACCAGCAGGGCAAGUCCAAGCCCGCUCACUACGCCUUCCGCACGUCGGCGCAGCCCACGGUGAUCCCAGCCAGCACCAGCCCUACCUCGGGGCUGGGCACUGCUGCCAUCAUCGGCAUCCUGGUGGUGGUGUUCGUGGCGCUGCUGGUGGCCGUGGAUGUCACCUGCUACUUCCUGAACAAGUGCGGGCUGCUCAUGUGCAUCGCCGUCAACCUGUGCGGCAAGUCCGGCCCGGGCGCCAAGGGCAAGGACAUGGAGGAGGGCAAGGCGGCCUUCUCGAAGGAUGAGUCCAAGGAGCCCAUCGUGGAGGUGCGGACGGAGGAGGAGAGGACCCCCAACCACGACGGGGGGAAGCACACGGAGCCCAACGAGACCACCCCGCUGACAGAGCCAGAGCACCCCGCCGACACCGCGGCCACCGUGGAGGACAUGCUGCCUUCGGUCACCACGGGCACCACUAACUCUGACACAAUCACUGAAACCUUUGCCACUGCCCAGAACAGCCCCACCAGCGAGAGCACCACGCUGACCUCCAGCGCCGCCCCGCCGGCCGCGCCCGACGCCGACACCGCGGCCCCGGCCCAGGCCACGCCGGCCAAAGGUGCCACCACCGCCACCACCGCGGUGUCCUCGCCACCGCCCUCGUCCACCCCCAGAGUGGCCCCUCUCGUUGAUCUCAGCGACACCCCCAGCUCUGCUCCGGCCACCGCUAAUUUAUCUUCAAGUGUCCUGCCGGGGCAGGCCGUGCUCAGCCCCAGCGCCGCCGCGGCCGACGCCGCCAAGGCCGGGAGCAAGGCGGCCGCCCCCAGCCCUGCCAGCCUCGCCAGCCCUCCGGCUCCCUCGGAGCCCAAGCAGGAGGCGGCCAAGAGCCCCGAGAAGGAGCCCGUGCAGCCCAGCACGGUGAAGAGCCCCGCAGAGACCCCCAAGAACCCGAGCAACGUGAAGAGCGAGGCUGCCUCGGGCAGCGCCGCCAACCCCUCGCAGAACGAGGACUUUAAAAUGGACGAAGGGACCUUCAAGCCACCAGACAUUGACCUUGCAAAGGAUGUUUUUGCAGCUCUUGGCACUGCCUCUCCUCCUGCUGCCAGCGGGGCUGGUGGGCAAGCCCCCGAGCCUGCUGCUGCCGCUGCAGACAGCUCUGGCCCCGCAAAGACCGAGAAAACUCCGGCAGAGGACAAAGGCGCCGGGCAGGACAGGAAGAGCCCCCCGGCAGAAGUGAAGACGGUGCCCAACGAAGCCACACAAACAAACGAGGGCGAGAGCAAAGCAUGAUCAGCACCGCAGAGGGGACGGCAGAAACCUCCACCCGAGCAUUCAAAUCACAACCCACACACCCAUCUCAUUCCUCUAGUGUCUGUUGCCUUUUUUUAAAAAAGAAAAACGAACAAACCAACCAGAAAAAAAAAAAAUGCAUAAAUGGGGGGAGGGAGGGAAUGUCUCUUUUUUCCUUUUCUUCUUUUUCUCUUUUUGUUCUGUUUUAAUUUCUGUUUUUUUGGUUUCUUUGAGAUUCCUAAACAGGUUCUAUUCGUUGUGCACUUGCUUUUAAAAAGUAAAACAUGUUAAAAACAGGGUUAAACCCGUCACCAAAUCAGGGCUCAGCCAGCCCUGUGUAUAUUCAAACAAGCAAACAUUGCAAUGCUGGUUGCAAUGCGGUUGGGAAGCUCAAAAUCAAGUAGUCCUAGACACAAAAAAACCACAAAAAAAGACAAAAAAAAGUGAAAAGAGACCCUGUUGUUUCCUUUGUUAGUAUAGCAGAGAUAACCACUGUGCUGCUGGGCACAGCUGGUGCUUAAAGAACAAAGUCCACAAUUUAUUUUUAUACUUUUCAGUCGAGUUUGAAAUAUGUAAAGCCUCAUAAAUAAGUUAUAAUUUCUGUUCACCUUGUAUCUGGUCAGUAUGCAAAGUGUCUCGAGCUCUUUGUGACUGAAUCCUGCUCGCCACGUUAGACCUUUAUUUGGGGUUUAUUAUUAUCUGUUUUUUUAGGAAGAAUGCCAAAAUUGCAGCUUUGGGGGAUGUAUUUCAAUUUGCAGUAUUCAGACUCUACAUUUCUUUUUCAAUUUUACAUUCAAUUUUUGGGUUGUUUUUUUUUUGCCAACUUCGGUUCUUUCCAGUGUUUACAAUUGACAGAUAUUUUUUAAACUUUUGUUGUGUUGAAAUGGAUGUGUAAAAUAGCUGCCUUUUUUUUUUCUUUUUUUCUCUUUUUUUUUUUCCUUUUUUUGGUUUUUCACUCAAUCCAGUCCUGUAGACACUAGGGUAGCAGCAUGCUUGCUUUGCAAAGGGAGACAUUUUCAACCAUGGAUGUUUACAGUAGUCGUUUCCCCUUUUCUCUUUUCUUAAUUAUUGUUAUUAUUAUUAUUAUUGUUAUUAUUAUUAUUAUUAUUUCUUACUGGAGUAAGAAGAAAAGCGAUGCUGGGGUUGGGUUUGGGGUUUUUUUUGGGGGGUGGGGGUGUUCAAACCACUGCCACCAGUCAAGGGCUUUACCCAGCAAUGCCCAAACCUGCUGGGGGUGAGGGAAUUGCUGGAGAAAAUCCUUCUGUGCUUAAAUUUAGUUUGAAGUCCCUUGCUGGACCUGGGCCUGACUGCAUAAGAGAAAUAUCAUCUCUGCUUUUUUAGGACAUUCUCCCCUUUCCUUCACAGAACCCUCCCGGAGCUCUGGGGAGCACAAGGGAGGUUGGACAGUUUGGGCUGGUCUGGGCUCAGGUGUGUGACCAAAUCCACCCCUCGUGAUCACGGCAGAAAAUCCCAAUUCCAGUAAAUUCCAAUCUCAGAAAAUCCCAGUUUUGGAAAAAUCCCAGUUUUGGAAAAGAUCCAUCUUGGAAAAUCCCAGUUAAAGUAAAUUCCAGUUUCAGAAAAUCCCAAUUUCAGUAAAAUCCAAUCUCAGCAAAUCACAGUUUUGGAAAAAUCCCAGUUUUGGAAAAGAUCCAUCUUGGAAAAUCCCAGUUAAAGUAAAUUCCAGUUUCAGAAAAUCCCAAUUUCAGUAAAAUCCAAUCUCAGCAAAUCACAGUUUUGGAAAAAUCCCAGUUUUGGAAAAGAUCAAUCUUAGAAAAUCUCAAUUAAAGUAAAUUCCAGUUUCAGAAAAUCCCAAUUUCAGUAAACACCAAUUUCAAAUAAAUUCCAGUUUCAGUGAGUUCCAAUAUCAGUCUACAAUUUCAGUAAAUGCCAUGUCCUCUGACCCUAAAAAAAACAAAAGAAAACCCUAAAAAAAAUAAAAGCAAAGAUUUUUUUUUUCCCCCAAAGGUGCUGGGCAGAUUCCAGCCCCUUCCUGCAGGUCCAGCUCCACCAGGUGAUCCAUGGAGAUCCUUCCAGGAAUCGUGGAGCAGCACUGAGAUUUGGGGUUGGAGAGUUGAUUAAUGGGAUUUAUCAUCAGGAAUCAUGGAGCAACACUGAGAUUUGGGGUUGGGGAGCUGAUUAAUGAGAUUUAUCAUCAGGAAUCAUGAGGCAACACUGAGAUUUGGGGGUGAAAAAGCUCUGAGCAGAAGGAAGGCAGAGGAGUGUAGGGAGAGACCAGCCCAUUGUAUAGAGAUGUUCCUCCUGUUGGGGUUUUGGGUAUUAUUUCCUUUUUUUUUUAAUUUUUUAUUUUAUUUUAUUUUCCCUUUAUUUUUUUUUUAAUUCUACUUUAGAUCUGCAAGCUUGUGCACUGUGGGUGCGUGACUAUUUUAGUGUGAACCGUGUUUUUUGUCAUAGUAUUGAAAUAAUAAAAGCUUCAACAUAGUUUGGAUGUGGAAGGUGUAGCGCUAGUUCAGAUUUGAGAAACAAAACAAAAAAAAAUAUUCAGGAAUUAAAAUAAUUUAAAAAUAAUAAUAAAAAUAAUUUUAAAAAGAACAACAACAAACAGAAAGAGAACAACUCUUACAAAGAGCAGAAGCCUUUAAAUGAGAAAAGCAAGCGGAGCUGAGUGUGGCGUUGGCAGGAGGGUGAGCGGGGUGUGGAGGCUGUAUCCGUGUGUUCCUUGGGAAUUUGCAGUCUGUUCCAGCGGCAUCUCACCAUCUCCAGCUGUGACAAACAGUGCUCUUGUCAUUCGCUAAGUGUGGGGUUUCUUGCGUUUUGUUUUCCUCAGCUCCUGGGGCCACGGGCCGGGCUGGAGCUGGGGCUGAGGCUCCCCUGCCCGUCCUGCCUGGGGUUGGGUAGGACGGGGCCUCAUUCCCAGCCUGGUGUCACAGCCAGCCCUUGGGUGACACAGCAGUGUCCCCCAGCCCUGGGGACCUCGGGCUCGUGGUCCCAAGGAUUCCUUUCUUUCCCCAAAGAAACGAAUCGCUCAAAUGCAGCUGGGCAGGGCUGGGCAGCAGCGGUGCCUCCCUCCCCUGGGUGGGCACAGCUCGUCCCUUUGGUGCCAGAUCCUGGCUGCUCCUGUCCCCUGUGAGUGCUGUAAGCCCAAAGCUGAGCACUGCUAGGAGACACAGCACCAUUCCCAAAAACCUGCCAGGCGGGAACUGGGGAGACUGGAUUGGCGUUUUUGUCCCAAAAGAGGACGAGCUCCGAGCCCAGCCCCCAGUGACACUUUGGGGGUGGCUCUGGCUGGGCUUUCAGGUCCCUUCUGUCCCAAAGCUCUGGUCUGGGGUGGCUGGAGGCAGGAGGGAGCCCCGAGCAGUGUCCAGCAGCUCCUUCCCUCACCUGUGGUGGGUUCACAUCGCCUUUAACAGCAAAUAAUUUCCUAUUUCAUUUCCAAGCACCCCCUUCCCAGCCAGCUGCAGCCUCGUGGCUUUGAUCUGUCCCCUCAGGGGGAGGGGACCAGCCUGAGCUUGGUGGCAGUGCCACGGCUGUUCCAUGUGUCCAUCCUCAGGGCUGGUGGCAGUGCCAUGGCUGUUCUGGGGUUGGUGGCACUGCCCUGGCUGUUCCAUGUGUCCAUCCCUGGGGCUGGUGGCACUGCCAUGGCUGUUCCAUGUGUCUGUCCCCAGGGUUGGUGGCACUGCCAUGGCUCUGUGUCUAUCCCUGGAGUUGGUGGCACUGCUGUGGCUGCCCCAGGGUUGGUGGCACUGCCAUGGCUGUUCCAUGUGUCCAUCCCCAGGGUUAGUGGCACUGCCAUGGCUCUGUGUCCAUCCUUGGGGUUGGUGGCAAUGCCACAGCUGCCGCAGGGUUGGUGGCACUGCCCUGGCUGUUCCAUGUGCCCAUCCCUGGGCUGGUGGCAGUGCCACAGCUGCGCCAAGGUUGGUGGCACUGCCAUGGCUGUGUGUCCAUCCCUGGGGUUGGUGGCACUGCCAUGGCUGUUCCAUGUGCCCAUCCCUGGGCUGGUGGCAGUGCCACGCCCGCCCGUGCCCGUCCCCAGUGCCACAGGAGCGCUGCCAUCUCGUGCUGCACCAUUCGUACAGGUGACAAUAGUGCAUCCCGCCCGUCGGCUUCCAGAGUGGCGUUUUCUUCUCACACUUUUCUAUGGAGCCUUCAAACCCCACAUUUUUCACCACCAGGCUGUUUUGAUAGUUGUUCUCAGCCCCUCCAUGGCCAUCCUUCCCCAGCAUUCCCUACUUUUGGGGGCCUUCUAUCUUGUUAAAAAAAGAAAAAAACAAAAAAUCUUUUUACCGAGUGAAACAUCGACUCCACCUUUAUCCCCAUUCUCACUGGUGUAAAUACUGAUACUAACUGAGGAUUUUGACUUUGCAUUCUGUCAGAAUACUGUGUUCAAAUAAAAACUACAAAAAAAGAAGAAAAAAAAGCUGAUGCCUGCAGUCUGCCCUUCUUUAGCUGCUCUGCCAGGGCCAGCACCGGGUCCUGCUGCUCAUCCCAACCAAGUGGCACUAAAAGCACUUUAAAGUUUAUUUCUUUGUCCCUCUAUAUUUAUUUACUUAUCUCCAGGACAUA